Phascolarctos cinereus (koala) is the source of this 3411-nucleotide messenger RNA. The record is from RefSeq and is a predicted model, not a curated record. NCBI's taxonomy places the organism in Eukaryota, Metazoa, Chordata, Mammalia, Diprotodontia, Phascolarctidae.
GCCCACUUUAAAAAAAAUGUUGCGGGUCUGAUCCGCCGCUGCGUGGCCCAGGGCUCGGGGGCGCAACCUAGGGGGCUUAAAGGGGUGUGCGCUGGGGAGCAGAGGGAGGGUGCAGAGGGCCAAGGGCUCCAAGGGCGCCCUGGCCCCGGCCGGUCCUGCGACGCGAGGCUCGAGGAGGGUGGUUUAACUGCCGGGAGAGGAAGAUUUGCAAGACAGAGGCUACAGAAGCGAUUUGUAGGAGCGGGGGGCGUUGUCUGGGACCUCCCCGCGUUUCAGCUGCAGCUCCCGGGGGAAGACGAGAGGGUUGGAAGAUGGGGAGAGAGGAGCAGCAGUGCCAGGGAAGCCCGUGAAAAGAGCCUCCCUGUCUGUCGGAGGAAGCCUCCCCUCCCUAACCAAGAGACUUCCUCCUGGGAUACCGGUCCCAGCCCGCCUCGCUCCUCCUGGGUCCCACGGAGCUGGGAGUGAGUUCCCGGGGAGCCCGGUGGGUCUCCUCUGGACUCUGCCUUUCUCAGCCUGACCCAAGCGCAUCUUCUUCAAUGAUCCAAAAGUCCCGGGCCCCGCUACUCAAAACUCAAGAUGUUGGAGACAGAGUGGAAACUCUUAUGGGAUCUGCUUGAAGGUGUUGAGACAACACCCAAGGACCUGUUGGAGUGACUAGGUCACUCCCCUUAAAGUGGUGGUUUCCAAGAAUCUGAUGCCGCAUUUGCCUUUGCAUCCUGCCAUAAAGGCCUUUCUGUGUGGUUCCAUCAGUGGGACCUGUUCUGCUCUUCUUUUUCAACCUUUGGAUCUGCUUAAAACCCGACUGCAGACUCUCCAACCAGCACACCAUGGGUCUAAACGCAUUGGAAUGGUAUCUUUGUUAUACAAGGUGGUUCGCACAGAGAGUCUGCUGGGACUUUGGAAAGGAAUGUCUCCAUCCAUUGCAAGAUGUGUCCCUGGAGUUGGGAUCUACUUUGGGACUCUCUACUACAUGAAGCAGUACUUUCUCGUGGGGCAGCCCCCUACAGCCCUUCAGUCUGUCAUGCUGGGUAUUGGCUCCCGAGCUGUUGCAGGGGUCUGCUUGUUACCCAUCACUGUGGUCAAGGCGAGGUAUGAGAGUGGGCAGUACGGCUAUGAGAGCAUCCACGGCGCCCUGAAGAACAUCUAUCAGACAGAAGGGCACAGGGGCUUGUUCAGGGGAUUGACGGCCACGCUGCUCCGAGACGCGCCCUUUUCUGGCAUCUACCUGAUGUUUUACAACCAGACCAAAAAGGUUGUGAUGAAAGAUGAAUUGGACGCUGCCCUCGUGCCCUUUGUGAACUUCAGUUGUGGGGCUUUUGCUGGCAUUCUGGCAUCGUUGGUAACUCAACCUGCAGAUGUUGUCAAAACACACAUGCAGCUGUCACCGGAGAAAUUUCGGAGGAUUGACCAAACUGUCACAGUCAUUUUCAAAGAUUAUGGGCUAGUUGGCUUCUUCCAUGGUGGUGUUCCCCGUGCCCUUAGACGAACUCUGAUGGCAGCGAUGGCAUGGACAGUCUAUGAAGGGAUGAUGGCUAAGAUGGGUCUGAAGUCGUGAAGGAAUGGAAGGAGAAAGGAUGGGAUCAUCCUGUUUCCACCACCCUGUCCCCACUGAAUGAUGAUGCUGUCUGUCCAUUUUGGGCAAAGAUGAGGUUUCUAAUCCAGAGGUCCAGGCAGAAUUGAUUCACUUUCUGCAGUCAGUGUAUACAAGAAAUGGAAGUAUUUGACCAUUUGAAGCAUUCCAUGGGGCCCAUCUUGCCAGUAAACUGACUUUGGGUUGCGGAUGGGUGAAGGUUUUUAUAUACCAUGCAAAUCCACCUGUUCAAGGCACGUGGUAUCCAGAAAAAAUGUCUCUGUAGAAUAAUUCUACUUGAGCCACCUAUAUGCAUCAGGAUGGGCUUUUGUGUAAGUCAGCUGGAGAAGCACCUGUGAUUGUAUAGUCAGGCCCAUGUCCUGAGCUGAGAAUUUCUUUGAAUUGCAGUGUUAAUUUAUUGAGGGUCUGAUGAGUAGACAAAAGGCCCUUGCCGUGGCCAAUUUUGGUUUUUGGCAAACUGUAAGGGAGAAAAGAAACCCUUAUUUUCAUUGAGUUCUCAUACUUGUUCUGAAGGAUGGAUUGGUUUGGUUUCCUAGCUGUUCCCCAUCAAGUCAAUUCACUUCUGUUUUGGCUUAGAAAGAGCAUGUUAUUUCUGCCAGGCUCCAAGCUAGUUCAACAAGCUGCUUUGACGUUUUUCAGCAGCUAAGGUUGGGAUUUAUGAAAUCAAGCACUUUGUCAUUCACAUUAUUGAAAGCUGUUUAGACUACUUAGCUCGUGUUAUCCCUUGUCAUAGAAUGAUACAGUUCCAUUGGGAAGGCAGCCAUCCUUCUCAUCUAGUACUUGUAGUGAAAACUGCCUUCUGACUCCCUUUCACACUAGGAAAACUUUUUGUAUUCUGUACUGUGAAUUUGCCAAAGAAAUAGACCCAAAGACCCUUUUCAAGAGGGAAGGUAUAAAGACUCAGUAUUGUUGGCCUAGAAGCAUCUUAGGAAAGGCUCACUGAAUGGCCCCUUCUCCACUGCCAGGGAAGGUUCAGAGCUGCUUUUGCAGAUUUCCCUAAAGGCUUAACUCAGGGGGUUUCCCAAACUUGGGGCAUUAAAGGGGACACGGACAACCAAAUUUACUUAUUCAGAGGUUAUAUCACUUAUAACUUUCUAUUGUUUUUCAUGUUAAAAUACCUUUCCCUGAUGGAUAAGUAUUGAGGGGGGUGAGGUGUAGAGAAAAAUGUCUUUUUCCACCUGAGGACACAGAUGAAUUAUUUUGUCAUAUCCCCUAAUUUCACACAAGCUGCUAUACCUGUGUUCCUUUGUGUGCUGUGUCAUUAGGAGAGUAGGAGUAGGCCCAGCUCUUCAGGAAUCUGAAAGGCAAGGCAGAUUUUGGUUUGGGUUUUUGAAUAAAAAAGUAAUUUGCCCUUAUAAUGGCAUUUCAUUUUUGAAAUAAUUUGGGUGAAGCCAGAUUAAGGUGGUUAGGGAUAGGAUGUACCAUGAUUCUAAUUUUGGCAAAUGUGAUGCGUCCUUUGAGUCACUGAGAGAUUAUAGAGUUAUUGAAUGCACUUUCUUUAGGCCUCCAUUAAAUGUACCUCUUGUAAUCCGGUAGUUACUUACUGUUUUGUGAAGGAAUGCUACAAUUUGCUUUGAAGCUAAUUUGACCUGGCUGAUUAUGGUGAAGUUCUUCAAGCCCUGUAUUUGAUAUUUUUACAUCCUGAGAAAGGAAGAAAGCUGAGAUUUUAAUUCUAAACCUUGGAAAUCUAAUUUAUAUUUCUCCAGUGUGUGUGAUUUCAAAACUGGUAAAAUGUAACUGACUAAAUACAGUCUUAACUCCGUAUGUUGUUCAUGUUUCUGGCAUUACAUCAAAAUAAAACAUAAUGGAAAUGAGAGAAA